UAGUAUCCAUGAAGUUUUAGUAUCCACUGAGAUUUGACUCAAAGUAGAGCAUUUAUAGUCUUGGCUCCAACUGCUUCUCUCGCUCCAGUCAUUGUAGCCUUUUCUAAUUAUAGUCUCCCAUGCCUUUCAAGGGAUGCUUUUAUUUCACAAUAAAUAUCAGGAACUUAGGUCUUGCACAAGAUGCCCAAGCAAUAAGGCUAACUUCUAAACCUGAUAGAGACAAUGGGGAAGAAUUUGCAACUAAAUGAUGGUAAAGUUACCACAAUGCAGUUGACAAAGAAUCUUCCAUAAGGAAGAUUCGCUUGGGUUUAGUAUCUUAACAUAUCACCUCUUGGCAUCCAAUAUUUGGCCUCCUCAAGCAAACUGAGCAAGAGAGUUGGUCUUAGAAGAAAUGGCAGCUCAGCUGUAUGGGAAGCAUGCUUUUGCCUAAUUUUGAUAUGAAGAAGAAUUUCAAUUUU
Moneuplotes crassus is the source of this 458-nucleotide messenger RNA. The record is from the annotation of a GenBank genome assembly. NCBI's taxonomy places the organism in Eukaryota, Ciliophora, Spirotrichea, Euplotida, Euplotidae.